AUGUCGGCGCCGGCGUCGUUGGGGACCUGCCCCCUGUGCCACGAACGCCGGCUGCCGUCGUCGUCGUCGCGUACAGCAAGACUGAACAUUGGCUCGCACAUCCGGAUCAGCGACCGAGUGGUUGGGUUUAGUGACCGCCACAUGAGGCUUACGCUACGUCUCGUCUCCAAAUCGUUCCGAGACAAGGUGGACGCCCGCUUCUUUCGACACCUCUACGUCUCCCGCCCGUCAGAGUACGCGUCCAAUGACGAGUCGGAUGUAUCAGUGGACGUGUCCUGCCCGCGAGGCAGAGUCCCCGCCGUGGGCGGCUUCUUGUCGCGCUUCCCAGCUCGAGUGCUGGGAUACACGCAGAUCCUGUCGCUCCACCACGACCUGACGCGGUACGCACCCUACCUAUUGUGGCUGGUAUGCCAUACGCCCAACAUCGAACUCGUUCGCCUCCUCCAUCUGCCCCUCCCGGACGCCCGUUGGCCGGCACUGUGCGUGAUGGGUCCACAGGCCGAUACGACGAUCGCGUUCGCCCUUGUAUCCGACACGGUGCUCGCCACCGCGGCCAAGCGAGAUGUGCCUCUGUGCAUCUCUGUGCCACUGCUGCCCCCCGGCGUGCGGCGGUUCACGUUCCACGUGCGCUUCCUGCCCGCCGCGCGCGCCGCUGUGUUUUCGGGCAGCCUGGGCAAGAUUCGCCACCCACACAGCUUGCGGCAGGUCAUUCUCAUGUUCUCCCACGUGGACCGCCACGGCCACAGCUACAGCCACAGCCAAACUCACCCACCGGCGCCCAAGGACGUCGCCCUCCUGCAUCCUCAAGUCCCGCCGCUCCUCGCCCCCCUUCUGGACUGUAUGGCGGUCAACAUCCCGCGAGUGCACUACACCGUCGUCGGGCUCGAACACGUGCUACCCGCCGUCCACGGCGUGCCGGCUUCGGUGACGCUCUGGCGCGUGGAGCAGCAGAUACUCGCUGCUGUGGGCAGACUCGUGCCGUGCGGUGAUUUCGGGCAGGAGCCCGUAUCAAUGUCACCGUCGAUGUGCAUUGUCUUUCUGUCGCAUAAGCAGUAUCGUAACCAAGUUGGAAGGUAUGAGUAUGCCCUUGAAGCCAUGGAAUGA
Apiotrichum porosum is the source of this 1104-nucleotide messenger RNA. RefSeq lists its product as uncharacterized. NCBI's taxonomy places the organism in Eukaryota, Fungi, Basidiomycota, Tremellomycetes, Trichosporonales, Trichosporonaceae. The transcript has a single exon. The record is from RefSeq and is a predicted model, not a curated record. Bases 1 to 1104 code for a protein of 367 amino acids.